AUGUCAUCUACAACACUUUCUAUAAUUCAUGCUAAUUUAGCAAUUAAAUGUUUUAACAAAUUAAUUGAAAAUGAAACAUCACAAUCUAUUAUAUAUUCACCAAUAAGUUUAGCAAUAGCUUUGUCAAUGGCUUAUUUGGGAAGUAAUGGAAAAACAAAGGAAGAAAUUAAAAGCUUUCUUGUUGGUGAAAAUAACGAUGAAGAGUUACAUCAACAUUUUAAUGAAUUUUUAAAUGAUUUGACUAAAAAUGAAGAUUCAUUGUUACAAUCUGUAAAUAAGAUUUAUGUCAAAGAAAAUUUUUCAUUGUUAGAGUCAUUUACAGAGGAUAUUAAGAAAUAUUAUGAAGGACAAUUUGAACAGGUUGAUUUUAAUUCUCCUAAUACUUGUGAUAUUAUAAAUAAUUUUGUUCAAAAAGCAACAAAUGAUAUAAUACAAAAUCUUAUUAGUCCUAGUGAUUUGAAUGACUUAACAAGAUUAAUUUUGAUUAAUGCUAUAUAUUUUAAAGGAAAAUGGUGUUUAAAAUUUGAUAAAAAUUUAACAAAAGAAGAUGACUUUUAUAUUACUCAAAAUACAACAAAAAAAGUUGACAUGAUGUUUAAGAAAGAUAAAUAUAAGUAUUAUGAAAAUGAGGAAUAUCAACUAAUACAAUUAGAGUAUGAAGGAGACAAACAAAGAAUGAUAAUUUUAUUACCAAAAGAAAGAAAUACAUUGAAAGAAAGAUUACAAACAUUAGAUGGUAAUACAUUAUUUGAUUUAAUAGAUUCAACCGAUAAGUUACCAGUACAUGUUUAUCUUCCAAAAUUUAAAGUUGAAUCAAUGCAUCAGUUAAAUGAAACAUUAUCAAAUCUUGGUAUGAAGUUACCAUUUUCUGAUUAUGCUGAUUUUUCAUUGAUGACAGAUGAGGAACCUUUACAAAUAAGUAAAAUUAUUCAAAAGGCUUUUGUUGAGGUUGAUGAAGAAGGAACAGAAGCUGCAGCAGCAACUGCAGUAAUUAUGAUGUGUCGAAGUUCACUUCCACACAAACCAACACCUAAUUAUGUUUUCAGAGCAGAUCAUCCAUUCGCCUAUUUUAUUAUGGAUAAUCAUGAAAAUAUACUUUUUACAGGAAUUUAUCAAUAA
Molecule: messenger RNA, 1119 nt
Organism: Strongyloides ratti
Lineage: Eukaryota; Metazoa; Nematoda; Chromadorea; Rhabditida; Strongyloididae
Product: Serpin domain-containing protein
Exons: 1
Coding region: 1-1119 (372 amino acids)
Molecular function (GO): serine-type endopeptidase inhibitor activity
Source: RefSeq, a predicted model, not a curated record